AUGAUCAACAAUUCGUUGGAUGCUUUUCUGAAUCGAUCGGUUGCGUUCACCAUAGAAAGCACGUACCUCAAUUGGCAAACGAAAUUACCAUCGCUCAGCGUUUGCAUGCGUACCGUUCCAAAAUCCCUGAUCACCGCUAACUCUUUACACAGUAAAAGAUUUGGUUCCAAAAUAAAUCCCUACGCAUGGCGCUGGCUAUUUUUUGGUAUCACCAAAAAAUCCAGUAAACAGGUUACAGACGAAUUUGCAAAGUUGACUUCUGACGAUAUUGUCAGUCUUUUCACGGAGUCAGUCGUCAACUGCACUGAACUAUUGACCGAAUGCUAUUGGAAAUCAAUAAAGUUUGAUUGCUGUGAGGAAUUUCAUCCGCUACAAACGGUUGGUGGGACAUGCUAUGCGAUCAAUUCAGCGCAAACGAAAUCAGGUGAUACUUUGAAGAAUAAGUUUACAAUGAACCGAAAAACUGGACUUGGCUACUUGCAUGUAGGCCUAACGACAAUUGCCUUAUCUGAACAAUCAGUAAAUAUUCAGGUUUUUGUUCAUGACAAUUUGGAAAUACCGACGGCUCUAACUCACGGAGAUAGAGAAAUCUAUACAAAGUUUGGUAAGGUUGUCAGCAUUUACUACAACUUGCAAGAAACGAUCAACGACGAUGGUUUGAGAAGCAUACCUAUGAAGAGACGCAGAUGCCGCCUAUCCGAUGAAACAGAUAAUGUCCUGUACUAUAAGCGGUACAGUAGUGACGGUUGUGUUAUAGAACUACAAAUGGAAAAUAUGUUGACGCGGUGUGGCUGCGUUAGUCACCUCUUUCCUCAUACACCUCGAAUGCCGGUUUGCAACUACACAGGUCUCCAAUGCAUUCAUAAUCAAAAUGCAUUUGCUAUAAAUGAAGAAGUCUCGAAGCAUCGAUGUAUACCUGACUGCGAGAGUGCAGUAAUCAAAAUAUUUCAAAAUCCACACGCAAUUGCUGAAUUUUCGCGGUUCAAAAUAUCACAGGGCAUACAUUUUGAACUCCUUGAGCUACCAAGUUAUCGGUUCAGGCGAUAUGUGGUUCGGAGCUUGUUAGACUUAGCAGUGGCGGUCGGCAGUACAGUGAGCCUUUUUAUGGGUGCUGGUAUACUGAGCAUAGUAGAAAUACCGUAUUGGCUUUUGUUACGCCAUGCACAAUAAAUCAAAUCUAGAUUUGGUAUAAUUUACAG
This is a messenger RNA of Neodiprion virginianus, 1199 nucleotides long. RefSeq names its product sodium channel protein Nach (gene ppk13). The record is from RefSeq and is a predicted model, not a curated record. Gene Ontology annotation, molecular function: ligand-gated sodium channel activity. Lineage: Eukaryota; Metazoa; Arthropoda; Insecta; Hymenoptera; Diprionidae. Gene Ontology annotation, biological process: sodium ion transmembrane transport. The transcript has 6 exons. The coding region runs from base 1 to 1170 and encodes 389 amino acids. Gene Ontology annotation, cellular component: membrane.